Molecule: messenger RNA, 6212 nt
Organism: Sciurus carolinensis (gray squirrel)
Lineage: Eukaryota; Metazoa; Chordata; Mammalia; Rodentia; Sciuridae
Gene: Dclk1
Product: doublecortin like kinase 1
Exons: 7
Coding region: 329-1420 (363 amino acids)
Biological process (GO): axoneme assembly; intracellular signal transduction; neuron migration
Cellular component (GO): axoneme; neuron projection
Molecular function (GO): microtubule binding; ATP binding; protein kinase activity
Source: RefSeq, a predicted model, not a curated record
GGGAGGGUGUGCGAGCGAGUGAGACACAAGAAAAGGGAGCGCGCCCGCCGCCGCCCUCCUCGGAAGAGAGAGGCUGGAGUGAGGCUGUGCGAAGCGCCGCAUUUCAAUGAGGACCGGCCAAGGCACAUCCCCGCACUAGUGGCCGCAGCCGCGACGCCCGUGCUCCCGCAGCUGCUGCCGCCCAGCCCGCACCGACCCCCAGCCCCGCAGCUCCGCAGCCCCGGCCGCGCCCAGCAGGGCAAGGACAGCUCUAGGAGGCAGCCCCAAGCACGGCCACAAAGACCCCCGGCGGCGACUCUCCUCGGACCGGUUCCCCUAGCAGUCCAUCAUGUCCUUCGGCAGAGACAUGGAACUGGAGCACUUCGAUGAGAGGGACAAGGCGCAGAGGUACAGCAGAGGGUCGCGGGUGAACGGCCUGCCGAGCCCCACGCACAGCGCCCACUGCAGCUUCUACCGCACCCGCACGCUGCAGACCCUCAGCUCCGAGAAGAAGGCCAAGAAAGUUCGUUUCUAUCGAAAUGGAGAUCGAUACUUCAAAGGGAUUGUGUAUGCCAUCUCCCCAGACCGCUUCCGAUCUUUUGAGGCCCUCCUGGCUGAUUUGACCCGAACUCUGUCGGAUAACGUGAAUUUGCCCCAGGGAGUGAGAACAAUCUACACCAUUGAUGGGCUCAAGAAGAUUUCCAGCCUGGACCAACUGGUGGAAGGAGAGAGUUACGUGUGCGGCUCAAUAGAGCCCUUCAAGAAACUGGAGUAUACCAAGAACGUGAACCCCAACUGGUCAGUGAAUGUCAAGACCACCUCGGCUUCCCGGGCCGUGUCUUCAUUGGCCACUGCUAAAGGCAGCCCUUCGGAGGUGCGGGAGAAUAAGGAUUUCAUUCGGCCUAAGCUGGUCACCAUCAUCAGAAGUGGAGUGAAGCCGCGGAAAGCAGUCAGGAUUCUGCUGAACAAGAAAACAGCUCAUUCCUUUGAGCAGGUCCUCACUGACAUAACGGACGCCAUCAAGCUGGACUCGGGAGUGGUGAAACGCCUGUACACCUUGGAUGGCAAACAGGUGAUGUGCCUUCAGGACUUUUUUGGUGACGAUGACAUUUUUAUUGCAUGUGGACCGGAGAAGUUCCGUUACCAGGAUGAUUUCUUGCUAGAUGAAAGUGAAUGUCGUGUGGUGAAGUCCACUUCUUACACCAAAAUAGCUUCAUCAUCCCGCCGGAGCACCACCAAGAGCCCAGGACCCUCCCGGCGCAGCAAAUCCCCUGCCUCCACCAGCUCAGUUAAUGGAACCCCUGGUAGUCAGCUCUCCACUCCCCGCUCCGGCAAGUCGCCAAGCCCAUCACCCACCAGUCCAGGAAGCCUGCGGAAGCAGAGGGACCUGUACCGCCCCCUCUCAUCGGAUGAUUUGGACUCAGUAGGAGACUCAGUGUAAAAGACACAAUGGAGCAAUGUAUAUGGUUUGUGAUUGGGUGAAGGUUCACGUUUCCUAAGCAAACGUCUAACAGCAAAAUGCACAAAAGAGUUUUGCAUACUUUAAAAUAGUAAAGACCAAAUCAUACAAAAUACAAUAUGUAGGCAUUUUGUAUUCAUGAUAUUUGUCCUUGAAGGAAAGAUUUUUUUUUUUAAAUAUCUCCUCCCUUUGAUUCGAUUACAGGGAGUUUGAACACAAUAUUGCUCAAUUGCUGAGAUUUCUGUGUGAGACCUGGCUGUAGAAAACUUUCAUAUAUGGAUCCAAUAUUGAGUACAGGAACAUGCUAACAAUGGAGCAUUGUAGAAGCAUCAUUUCCAUAGAUGGGGUUCUCUUUUUAAUUGUAAGAAAACAUACCAUACAAUUUUUCUGUACUUGUUGUAAAGCAGCACAAAAAUGGCACUAGCAAACAUUUUUUUCUUAAAGUUGUAUUCUUUGUAAAAUUUGGAUAACUAUUUUUUGAGCUACUUUUAUUAUAAAAUAAUGAAAAUAUUAAAUUAGACUUUUUUCUUUCUGGAUAGAAAAAACUUCUUAUGAUUUUGUGGGUUAAUAUAGUUAAGGGGAAAAAACAUGUCAAGGACACAUCUCUUGAAGAUUACCAUUGAACAUUAGAAACUUGUUUUUGUCAAAUUUCAUUUUUUAAAAUUGUCAUUUUUUGGAAACAACAUAAAUAGAGUUUAAUCUAUAUAAAAAUAUGAGGAACUUAUUCAAUGGUACUGCUAUAAAUGAUAUAAUUCUUCCCUACAACCGUAUAUAUGAUUUUCAAAUGUGUAAAGCCUGCAGCUUGGAUUUUUAUCUUUUAACACACAGAGCUUAAAAGAAAUGCCAAGACUUCUAAAAACAAAUUAAUUUUGAGAAUCCAAAUUCCCUGAAAUGGUGCUAUAUAAAUUAGGCCAAAAUUAUCUAAUUGUUCAUUUUGAUAAAUCCUGAAUUUUGCUAUUGUUUUGGAAAUGUUCAUAUGCAAAACUCCUUUUGUGUUAAAUCAAGUAAGUCUGAUUAUAACCCAUUGUCAAACAUUAACCUACUAAUUCUGCUCUCAGUCUUCUAUUUUAAAAAUUAUAGUCAGCUUUGCUUAAACAUAAAACAAUUAUUUUUAAACCUGAAUGUUAGAAAUUAAUUUAAUGUGUAUGGUCUAUUGUGUGUAAGUCAUAUCCUGUGAUCAUUUACUUCUACUAGUUCAAACACUAACAAUUUAAGACUUAUAAAGCAUGGUUUGAUAUUCUCCAGGCUUGACAUAUCUCAGUAGGUGAUAAAUUUAAAAUGUAUUAUGCCAUUUGGAGGAUUUUAUUUGAAUUUUUUUUCAAAUUAUACUUCAAAACAAUUUGAAAACAUUUGAUUCAAGAUGGAGAGAAAUUCAGUUGUCAUACAGUGUUUUAAAUGUUAUUGAUUUAUCUCUUUGGUAAAUUGUUCAACUAGCAAAUUUUACCAUCUGGUUUAUAGUUACCUAUGUUACCAUCUCACUUUACAAGUGAAUUAAAUAUUCCAACCAAAAGAAGAAAAAAAAAAAAGUCCAGGCAAUCUAACAGCAUUUGAAAACUUAGCCCUAUAAUAAUUAGUGCCUCAUUAUCCUGUCUGUUGGAGAGAAAGACACUUCUCUGGCAGGUUAUUCGAGAACUGCAAACUGAACCAUUCCAUCUUGAAAGAACAGUUCAUAAUAAUACCUGUUCCAGACCUCAGGUUUUAAAACUGUUUCCAAUAGAAAUGAACAGAGACUCCUGCUGAGAUCAAAAGACUGCUUUGUCUUAGCUGAAACAGUAAACAUCUGUGAGGCUGCCUCUGCUGGUGUCUGUUUUAGUUAUGUCUUUGUAAAAUGCAUUACUUAAUACAGUUGAGUCCAUAAAAGAUUAGUAUGUAUUUAACUAAACUGUCAAAAAUGCAGAGAAAGCAGUGGAACAGUUAACUUAAAUCUGGUGGGGUCAGAUGGUGCAGAACAAAAAUAAAUUCCAGUAAUUUCAACUUCCCUGCACUGUCAAUCUUAUGGACAACUACUGCUUAGAGAGGUCCAAUAAAUGCUAUUUGUUCUGUAUAAGUGGCAGAUAUUGCCAAUUGAUAUAAAGCCCACGGCUUUGUUUAGACACGGCAAAAAGAAACUGGACUUAUACUAAUUGCCGAUAGAUAUCAUGGCCAACUUUCCAUUCAAGCCGUUCCAAGGGAAAUGCUAUUCCACAGCAUUUAAUCUUUUGAACAUAUGACUUUUAUUAAAGGACUGUUCAGGGGCAAUAUAUAUCAUUUACUUUUUGAAACUAAAGUCCCUCCGAGAUUGAAAUAGCACACCACUUAUAGACUUUGAGAUCUUUCUCUAUGCAGUGCAUAAUUCUAUUACACAAAAGCAGAAAUAGAAAAUCCUUAGCAACAAACCAUAAGUUUUCAGUUCAUUGCUGGAACCAAAUUGGUGAUUUAUAGGCACUUAAGAUUUGCUUACUUACAGAAUUCUUUUGCAAAAUUAGACACUGAAUUUUAAAAUUGAUCUACUGAGCAGGAGAGCACUCCAGCAAAAGCCAUGCAUUUUUUUUUCCUUACGGUAAUCCUUAAAAGUGCUUUGAAGAUCUUGUGCUAUAGUGGAAAGCUUGAAACUUUCUCAUUUGCACUCACUUUUUAUUUCUUAGAUAUAGAUAUUGUAGAAAAAUGUAUUAGAAACAUUUCCCUGCUUUCAGCAUUUUAGAAGUGUAAAACCUAGUAAUAUAAAAAAUGUGGAGUUCAGUGCAAACUCAAAAGACUACAGGUGUGAAAGCCAUGUGGGAUAUUCUUCUUUGUUUUGCCUCAUCAACUAAAUGGGGGAAAUUUAAAGUGUUUCUGUACUGCCAUAGACUUUUAAGAAGAUUCAGGUUCACCCAACUGUGUACAUCCCUGCAUAAAUAUAUUAGCUCAUCUAAAUAUUUCAAAACCAAGUAACAUUUUCUAAAACAUUUGUACCAGCAUUAAUGUACCAUACAGAGUCCCUGAGUUAAUCAACAGGGAUAUUCCAGUGGCAUCUCUUGAAGAUCUAUACAUGAUGGGCUUUUUCUUUUUUUCAAAUUAAAAACAAAAGUAUAAAAGCCAUAUCUCUAAAUAAAAGUGAAUGAGAAUGGAGAAGAAUAUUCCUAAAAAAAUGAAUCCACAUAUUUUGCCUAUUGGAUUAUUAAAUUUUUCAUAGUGGCCAUAUAUCUAUACAGGUGUGUGGGUGUUUUGUGAAUUUGCAGGGCUCAGUGUGUCCGUGGGUGUGCCUAUGUAAGUAUUCAUGUAUGUGUAUAGACCAUAAAUAGCAAAGUAUGGUAUUUGUGACACAGUCUUAUAAGUUACUGGCUCUUAUAGAAUCAUACGUAAACCUUUAUAUCAUAAAGUGCUACACUGUGACAUAUCAUUUGGAACACAUUUAAGUUCAAAAACUCUUUGUCAAACUCAUAUGACAAAAUGUUUCUUAAUAUUCAGAUGUACUGAUUUAUCCAAAAAAAAUGAAAUCUGGAUAAACAAAAAUUGAAAUCUAGACAAAUCCAAUAUUGUGUCAACUAUUAAAUAACACAUUAAUAUUUAUAUUUUAAUGUCUUGGUGUUUGAUUCCUUAAAAUGAUUGAAUACUGUAACUGAUGUUUUCCUAUUUUGUGUGUGUAUUGAUGACUGUAGUGAUUGUCAAUCAAUAUUCACUAAAAAAAAAUAUUGGUUUGUAGAGUUGUAAGGAGAAGAAUAUUAUGUUAAAACAAAUAGAAGAGACUCCAAAGUGUGUUUGAUUUGAAGUAAGCUUAAUAACAAAGCCAGAUAACCUGUAAGGCAAUUCUGUAUGUUCUUUUAAGUCAUUAUUCUAAACUGUUGACAUAUUUUGAAUAUACCUGCUCUAUGUGUGUAUAUAUUCACAUAAAUAUAUACACACUUGAAAAUGCUAAUUGGUUGAAUUUACUGUGUGUACAUUUGCUCAUUUAUGCAUAUUUUUGUUAGCCUUGCUAGCCCCUCUAAUUGUGCAUGUUAGUGACAACUGUAUUUGAUUGAGAUAUCCUACAAUGGUAUAGUGUGAAAAUUUGAGACAUAUUGAAUUGAGUAUACCAAUUGCCUGAUACAGUUUGCUCUGCUGUCAGCUGAAAAAUAUUUGUAAUUUUGUGCCUGUAAUGCAUGUGGAAAAAAUAGGAAGUCAGAGGCCCUUACAGUAAUUUUUAAGGGUGCAUGAUAUAUGUGUCUUUAAAAUGUGGUUCAUUUUAGUAAAGAGGAUGGAUAAAUUCCAAGAUAGUAUAAAUGAUGCAUGUAAUACAUGGGUGUUUGUAUUAUAUAUGGCCACAAAAUGUUUUUGAAGCCAGGGUAGUAUCAGAAGGUUUAUAGGCAAAAAACUAUGAAAGUUAAUUUUCUUUUGAUGUGUGUUUUAAGGAGUUUAUACUCAUCCAUAAGCAAGGAAUUGAGUUUAUUUUUUUCUAAGGAUUCUUUACUUUGAAAUACACUAUGAAUGUUACAAAUUUGGGUAAGCUUUUUAUAAAGAGGUGACAUACUUUCUGCUUACAAUUUGAGUUGCUUGGAUGUGUAUUCUCCUCUUAGAAAAAAGAGCAUUUGGUGUUAAAAACAUUUUUGAACAGCAAUAUAUUUUAAUCCAUCUCAUCAGGCCAUCAGCGGAGUUUUGUAGAACCAAGAAUUAAUGAAAUGUUUCAUUGAACUACCCAGUUUUGAACGUUCCAUCACUUUGUGCUGUGGUUUCAUUGUAAAUGUUGUACCUUGUAUUUCACAACAGACCAUGUUAUUCCUCUUGAAGUUAACUUUGUGACACUUACCAUCUUAGAAUAACUAUAUAAUAAACAGGAAAA